Puccinia triticina is the source of this 951-nucleotide messenger RNA. RefSeq lists its product as uncharacterized. The record is from RefSeq and is a predicted model, not a curated record. The transcript is spliced from 2 exons. Lineage: Eukaryota; Fungi; Basidiomycota; Pucciniomycetes; Pucciniales; Pucciniaceae. Bases 1 to 951 code for a protein of 316 amino acids.
AUGGACUCCCUACCAUGCAUGUCCACAUACUCUCCGAAUCUAUUUGCUGGCCGUGCUUUUCCUGAAAUACCUCAGCAUCAAUACUUGGCCCUAGCCGUAGCGCCGCUCCCCGGACCGUUUGACACGGCCGCGUUGACGGAAACAUACUCAGACCAUCGGUUUCAAUCUCAAGGCGCGCCAGUUUAUUCGAAUCUAUCGCGCACACCAGUGGUUCCGAGUGCGCCGCCUACUGCCUUCUUUCCGCGGGACCAUAUGCAAGCAACACAAUUCGACGGUAAUCCAACACACAUGCGUUAUGUUGUUAGUUCGGCCACUCGACCACCUCUACGGAGAAAAGAUUCAUACUAUUCAUACAUGCCUCCAGAUCUCCAUGUGUCUUACGGAUGGAAAUUAGGCCACAUGGGAGAUAGCGCACAUUUCAAAGAAUGUAGAGGGAGUAGUCACGCCAUGUCUUUUGGUGUCCGGGCAGCUACGGGGAUUCCUGUCACAACAGAAAACCUAAACCCCAUGGCGGACGAAUUCAAUUUCUCAAGGGAUUUAAGUGAAACGGGCCGGGAGAUAGAAAAAUAUGAUUCACAAGAAGACUUGAAUUCUAAUGGGAAAGCUGCCGCUUCAGCGUCAUCCUCCAGUCCAGUGAAUGAUCCUGAUCAAACCAAAAACCAGAGAGAGCUGAGGAAAACUUUGCAAGCUCCCCCCUCCAAAAUCGGUGAAGUGCAUGGGCCGGACAUUGAUCACCCCCCUGAGUUCAAAAUUGACUCACAUAUAAUGUACGAUGGGGGAGUUACACCGGACAUCGGAAAGGGUUUCAUAGAUUCUUGCAAACAUUGUCUCAGGAAAUCCCUUCACAUUCGGUCACCUACCGCUGAUGAGAACGACUCCAAGGAAUCUGUAAAGGUUCAGGUGAGUUUGCAUCAGAUGCCUUCGUUAAUCGAUAGCCUUGCACUAAACUAA